AUGAAGGCGGCUAUGACGGCCACCUCGACCGGCGUCGAGCAAGCCAAUGGCAACGGCAAUGUUACCUCGCGUCGCAACGGGCAACUGGAAAAGAGCUCGCCUGAGGUAACGUCAAAGAAUCACCCAGCUCGGAAAUAUCGACAUGUUGCUGCGGUGCACUCCAAGACGAGGCCGUCCUGCCUGAGCCAUGACGCCGAGGCCGCCCCAAGCUUUAUCGGCUUCCGAAACCUUAUGGUCAUUGUUCUCGUGGUUGGUAACCUACGGCUCAUGAUUGAAAACCUUCAAAAGUAUGGAGUCUUAAUCUGCCUCAGCUGCCAUGACUACAGCCGAAAAGAUGUCGUCACUGGGCUGAUGCUCUACUUCCUCGUCCCCUGCCAUCUCUUUGCCGCCUAUCUGAUUGAGCUGGCAGCCGCUCAACAGGCCCUUGGGUCCAGGAAGCGCAUCAAAGAUGGCGCAACUGGGCCAUCCGAGGAAGACCGGAAGCGCUUCCACUCGACUUGGGUAAUUGUGGCCUGGGCCCAUGCUGUGAACAUCACCCUCGGCCUCGCCAUCACGACAUAUGUCGUCUACUUCCACAUCUACCACCCUCUCAUCGGCACUCUCACCGAGAUGCACGCCGUCAUUGUAUGGCUCAAGACAGCCUCUUACGCAUUCACAAACAGAGAUCUCCGUCAUGCUUACCUUCAUCCCGUGAAGGGAGAGCUCGUCCCCGAGCUGUAUACAUCAUGCCCCUACCCCCAGAACAUCACAAUGUCCAACCUCGUCUACUUCUGGUGGGCGCCCACCCUCGUCUACCAGCCCGUCUACCCCCGCACCGACAAGAUCCGAUGGAUCUUCGUAGCGAAGCGGCUCGCCGAGGUCUUCUGCCUCAGCGUCUUCAUCUGGGUCGCGACGGCGCAGUACGCCACCCCCGUCCUGGUCAACUCCCUGGACAAGAUCGCCUCCCUGGACAUCCCCUCCAUCCUGGAGCGCCUCCUCAAGCUGUCGACCAUCUCCCUCGUCAUCUGGCUCGCCGGCUUCUUCGCCCUGUUCCAGUCCUUCCUCAACGCCCUCGCCGAGGUGCUCCGCUUCGGCGACCGGUCCUUCUACGACGACUGGUGGAACAGCGAGAGCCUGGGCGCCUACUGGCGCACGUGGAACAAGCCCGUGUACACGUACUUUAAGAGGCACAUCUACAUGCCCAUGGUCGGCCGCGGGUGGAGCCCCAUGGCUUCCAGCCUCGCCGUCUUCACCCUCUCCGCUGCCCUGCACGAGAUUCUGGUCGGGGUGCCAACCCACAACAUCAUUGGCGUUGCGUUCUUGGGAAUGUUCCUGCAGCUACCCCUCAUUGCCAUCACCGCGCCCUUGGAGAAGAUGAAGCUGGGCAAGGGCGGGAAGCUGGUCGGCAACAUCAUCUUCUGGGUCUCCUUCACGAUAUUCGGCCAGCCGUUCGCGGCUCUCAUGUACUUUUACGCGUGGCAGGCCAAGUAUGGCAGUGUCAGUAAGAGGGCAAUGGCUCCCAAGUAA
This is a messenger RNA of Clonostachys rhizophaga, 1506 nucleotides long. NCBI's taxonomy places the organism in Eukaryota, Fungi, Ascomycota, Sordariomycetes, Hypocreales, Bionectriaceae. The record is from the annotation of a GenBank genome assembly.